Molecule: messenger RNA, 3050 nt
Organism: Procambarus clarkii (red swamp crayfish)
Lineage: Eukaryota; Metazoa; Arthropoda; Malacostraca; Decapoda; Cambaridae
Source: RefSeq, a predicted model, not a curated record
AGUGCUUGAAUACGAGUCUGCAAUAUACAAGAUGGAGGUUGUGGAUGCAGAGGAAGAUGAUCUUGAUCUACAAAACACUGUUGUUGAAGACUGAUCUCUGAAGAUGUAGAUGGACUCCACACCCAUUAUGCUUCACACAGCAUAUAUUGAUGUUUAAAUAAUAGACCUGUGGUUUUAGUUUUGCAUUCUGAUAUUUGCAAACUUUACCUACUGAUUCUCCCGUAACUGCUACAGCGUCAAAAUGAUUGAAAGUCGAUUAUGGACGUUUCGCGUGUCAUGCCAGGUUGCAGCCGAGGAGCAGGUGUGUGUGGUGGGGAACUGUGAAUCCCUUGGUACGUGGGACUCUCAACGGGUGAUCCCACUCUACCAAGAAGACCCUGUUGUAGCCAGUGCUGAUAAUGUGUGGUCAGCUUCAGUUCAAAUACCAUUUCUAGGGGUUGAGUAUCGUUACUGUGUUUGCAUCAUUCUGGAGCCAAGGCCAGGACUACACGAUCGAGCUGUCGUUGUCAGACGAUGGGAGACGAAUAUAGCACCACGCAAAAUUCCUGAUGCAGUGAGCAGUCUUCCUGAACCACAAAUAGAUCACUUUGGCUCAUAUGGUGGGUUUGAACGAGUUGACCAAGGGUGGCUGGUGAAGGACUCGUUGGUACAGCUGCGGCUCUGUAAAUCCACCCUUUACAAUGAUCCUGUGAUGCUCUUCAAGAGGAGGUACCAAAAUAAGAAUGUGAGAGUAAAAGUGACACCAAUUGACCUAAACAUCAGUCCCCUUGAACCUCACAUGGGAGGAAUAGAAGAGAGUACAGACUUUGACAUUUCCAGUCUACAUAUCAACACAAGACCUACUUGGCCUGUCACGGAAGUUGCCGUUAUGAAGGAAGAGCUGUGCAGGUUCCACCAGCAAGAUCAGUUUGGCGUGGUGUGCAACAACGGCGACCACGUUGUCUUCCAGUGUCACAUGCUCAAGCCCGAAAGCAAUGUUUUCCUGUGCGACUUCUAUAUAGAGGACUCGAGUGAAGACGUGCCCCGAUACCUGGGAUGCUCGUACAUCUUGCCAUCAAACAUGAAAGAAAAUUAUGGUGUUGCAAAUCUUCCAAUUACGUCUCCCAAGCACAUACCAAUUGGGCAGUUAACAGUACACUACAUGGUGGUGUGCCCAAUGGAGUACGGAGGAGAUAUGAGUGUGUCAUAUGCACGCCACUGGAAGGACAGCUGGAAGGGCCUGGAGGUUGGUCAUCGCGGAGCUGGAAAUUCAUACCAUUCAGAGCCAAAGAGCUGUGCAAACAUCAGAGAAAACACAGUUGCAUCUCUUAAGUAUGCAGCAGAGAAAGGAGCAGAUAUGGUGGAGUUCGAUGUUCAGCUAAGCAAAGAUCUCGUGCCAGUGAUAUAUCACGACUUUCACGCCUGCAUUGCUCUCAAGCGCAAAAAGGAGCAUGACAAGACGGACCUGUUAGAAAUCCCAAUCAAGGACCUGACACUUUCACAACUACAGGCAUUGAAGGAUCUGAGUCAUCUGACAGAAGGCAUGCCAGGCGACAUCCUCUCCUACUGUGAUCGUGAAGACAUGGUUUAUCACAAGAAAGAAAAAGGGCUGAGCAGGUUCUGUGAUGAGGAGUUUGAGGACCAUCAGCCCUUUCCCACAUUGCAACGUGCUCUAGAGAGUGUGCCAUAUACUUGUGGGUUUAAUGUGGAGGUCAAAUGGACGAUGCUACUGAGGGACGGCACAUACGAGCUCCAGCAUCCCUUUGAACUGAACCACUUCAUGGACCUCAUUAUCAAGAUGAUUUUGGAACACUCUGGCAAGAGAAAAAUUGUUUUCUCUUGCUUUCAUCCUGACAUCUGUACGAUGCUUCGGCUCAAGCAGAACCGGUACCCUGUCAUGUUCCUUACUCAAGGAGUAUCUGAAGUGUGGCCACCUUAUGAAGACUCUCGUACAUCUUCCAUCCCUCAUGCAAUUUUAUAUGCUGUCAAUGCUGACAUACUUGGUAUUAACGUUCAUACGGAAGAUUUGAUGCGCGACCACAGCCAGAUGAAAAUGGCAAUGGAUUACAACUUAAUAGUGUUCUGCUGGGGUGACGACAAUAAUGAUCAAGAAAAUAUCAAAUUCCUCAAGAAGGCUGGACUUCAUGGCAUCAUCUAUGACAAGAUUGAUGAGUAUAACACCAAGGAAAAGAAAGAGAGCAUAUUUCUUUGUGAAGAACGAGAAGCUGCCAUGAUGUCGGCAACAGCAGCGCAGGUAGAAGACACCGUCACAGGCGGCGACGGGGUUGUCUCGCCAGGACCAUCUGGGUUUGCCAGACCAAGUGAUAGGGCCCUCACCAUUACAAGUGAAAGUGGCUGUAAUCACGCAGGUUCCUUAAGUACAACAGAGAGCAAUGUUGCAACAUCUGUCCAUUACAUGGCCACUAAUAUAGAGUGUAAUGGUCAAUGUCAAUGUAACCAAUGUAAGCCCACAUCUUUCAGUGGUAUCCUCACAAAGUGAAGCAAGGUUAAAAAUGUUUAAAUUGUGUAAUGAUGGUUUCCAUUGUGUGAUAACAAUUGGCUUAAUAUAGGUCCAAUUUCAUAAGAAUGCUGGAAAAGUAUGCCUGGGAUCAGUAAACAACAAGUAACAAGUUUGAAAUUGGGGGAAAGAAAUUCCAGGUUGUGAUUUGAAGGCUUACUGAUCUGCUGUGUAAGUGUUAUUUACCUACUAUUUUUUAUACAUUAGUUUUAAUGACUUAGGAUACAUAAAUUUAACGUGUGUGUUACUUUUGCAAUGCUGUCUCAUUAGGUGUUAAUGGGGAUUACCAAUUUUACUACUGCCUUAUAUAAGUUAAAUUAACUAGAAUUGGUCAUCUGCAAGACAGCACCUACUGUAGCUUCUGAAGAUGUAGCAACACCUGGGUAAAUGGUCUUCACAAUACUUGAUUGUAGUGGUUAAUCGGGUAAUUUUAGAAACCCGUUUUUAAGAUUGAGUACAAUUGAAUUCUUUUUGGAUUUCUCUACUCCAAAACAGUUUUAAAAUAAAUUGGUCUCGUGUGUGUGACCAUCCCCAUUAAAGAUAUGACAAAAUC